AUGAGUUGCUGGUCGAAUGAGGAGAGUCUUUCGUUUCUGGAACAUUACCAAAUGGAACCAUGCAUCUGGAAACCGAAAGAUGCAAAUCAUAAAGAUAAGAAGAAACAAGCAGAUGCAUGGAUUCGUCUUGCUGAACUUACUGGAAGGCCAGUAAAGGAAAUAAAAAAUAAAAAGGAGAUAUUGAUGACUACUUUUCGCAAGCACUUGAAAAAAAACGUGAAUCUAUGCGUUCUGGCGCAGGUAUGUUCCUACAAUACACUUAUAAUUAUUUUGAUAGUCUGCUUAGCAAGUGAAGGGAUAAACACCGAAACACAAUCACAACAAAUAGAAGAAGAUACAGAUCAGACAGAGUAUGACCCUCUGAUAAGAGACCGUACAAGUACGGUUACCACACCAUCCACACCAUCAUCUAGAUCACCAUCCAUACAAGCUGUUACUAAUAAACGUCGUCGCUCUGCUUCUGAAGCGGCUGAAAAGCAAAUGGCCGUGGCUUUUGGACAAUUAAAAAAUGUUUUGGGUCAAAGGCAGAAUGAAAAUAUACCUGCUCACAAAGACGAUGAUUGCGAUCUAUACGCAAAAUUAUUGGCUAUAAAGCUACGUGAACUGUCAACUGAUGAACGAAAAAUUAUGAUGUACCAAAUAGAUGAGUUGUUUAUAAACAGAAUCAGUCAAAAAUAA
Parnassius apollo (apollo) is the source of this 678-nucleotide messenger RNA. NCBI's taxonomy places the organism in Eukaryota, Metazoa, Arthropoda, Insecta, Lepidoptera, Papilionidae. The record is from the annotation of a GenBank genome assembly.